CAGUCCAGUCCAGUCCAGUCCAGCCCCUGAUCAGCUUAGACGUCAGCCAGACACACUCCUCCACGUCGCAGCUGGACAGAAGCCUGAUGUCUGUGCAACCAGCCGGCAGGCCAUCACUGUUACCUCUCUGUCUCCCCGUCUCUGCAAUUGGUCUUCAUGUUAAUUCUUGAUAGAGCACCCCGCCACACCGGAUAGAGCUGCCUUGGUCCCGUUGGUCUACGAUGGAGCGGCUGUGGUUGUCCUUACUGUUCCUGGCCGUGGCCUGCAAGGGCCAGCCCUGUCCCAAGCGCUGUAUGUGCCAGAGCCUCUCUCCGUCACUGGCCAUCCUCUGCUCCAAGACAGGGCUGCUUUUCGUGCCCUCGGCCAUCGACCGGCGCACCGUGGAGCUGCGACUGCAGGAAAACUUCAUAACAGCGGUCCGAAGGAGAGACUUUGCCAACAUGACAAGCUUACUCCACCUGACUCUGUCCAGAAACACCAUCAGUCAGAUCCUCCCCUCAGCCUUCAGCGACCUGCGCCGCCUCAGGGCUCUCCACCUGGACUCAAACAGGCUCACUGUGAUAAAGGAUGACCAUUUCAAGGGGCUGACCAACCUGCGCCACCUGAUCCUGGCCAACAACCAGCUGCACUCCAUCUCCCCGCACGCCUUCGACGACUUUGUGACCACGCUGGAGGACCUGGACCUGAGCUACAACAACUUGGCACAGGCGCCCUGGGAGACGGUGGGGCGUCUGACCAACGUCAACACCCUCAACAUGGACCACAACCUCAUUGAGAACGUCCCCCAGGGGGUUUUCACCAACCUCCACAAGCUGGCAAGGCUGGAUAUGACGUCCAACAAGCUGAAGAAGAUUCCCCCAGAUCCACUGUUCCUGAGGAUCCCGGUUUACGCCAAGUCUCGGGGCUCCCCGCUGUCGUCGCUGGUGCUGAGCUUCGGCGGGAACCCGCUCCACUGUAACUGUGAGCUGCUGUGGCUGCGGAGGCUGACCCGCGAGGACGACCUGGAGACCUGCGCCUCCCCCGACGACCUCAGCGCCAAGUACUUCUGGACCAUCCCCGAGGAGGAGUUCAUAUGUGACCCACCGGUGCUGACCCGGAAGUCGCCGCGCACGCUGGGCCUGGAGGGCCAGCCCGCCAGCCUCAAGUGCAAAGCCAACGGUGACCCCGAGCCUGAGGUUCACUGGAUAAGCCCUGAGGGGAGACUUAUCUCCAACAGCUCUAGGACCAUGGUGUAUCCCAACGGAAGCCUGGACAUAAACGUGACGGCCCUGAAGGAUUCUGGGAACUUUACGUGCAUUGCAUCCAACGCGGCGGGCGAGUCCACGGGGCGCGUGGAGCUGGUGGUCACCGCCAUGCCGCAUUUAGCCAACAGCACCAGCCGCAGCAGAGACCCCUCGGCCGAGCCCGCCCCCUCAGACAUUCUCAUCUCCUCCAAGGCCGUGCUGCCAGGCAACGACAGCCGGGGGGCCGAGCGAAGGGUCUCUCUGGUGGAGCUGACGGGGAACUCGGCUCUAGUCCGCUGGAACAGCCAGAGCCUCACGUCGGGCGUGAGGAUGUUCCAGGUCCAGUACAACAGCUCCGGGGACGACACGCUGGUGUACAGGAUGAUCCCGUCCAGCAGCAACGACUUCCUGGUGCGUGACCUGGCGGCCGGCCGGUCCUACGACCUGUGCGUGCUUUCGGUGUUUGACGACGCCGUGACCUCGCUGACUGCCACACGUCCGCUGGGCUGCCUGUCCUUCACCACGGAGACUGAGUUCAGCCAGUGCCAGGCCCUGCACAGCCACUUCCUGGGCGGGACUAUGAUCAUCAUCAUCGGCGGGAUCAUCGUGGCGUCCGUGCUGGUGUUCAUCAUCAUCCUCAUGAUCCGCUACAAGGUCUACAGCAACCAGGGCGGCGGCAGCGGCGGCGGGGAGGGCAAGGCGGCCAUGUCCCCAUCGUCGGGCGCCGGCCCGAGGCCGCAGAGCAAUGGUCAAGGAGGAGGGGGAGGGGCGGGGCUAGGGAUGGCCAUGCCCCGCUCGGCCUCUAAAGUGACUGACAGGCAGGAGGAGCCCCACUCCAGGGUCACGUCACCCGGCCACACGCUGAGAGACACCAUGGCGCUGGUGGAGGAGGGCAGCGGCAGCCACACAGGGGCCGCCAUGAAGAGGACUGACUGUCUGGCCAAUGAGGAGCUGCUGUCGCCCACCAACUCCCGCCUCUCCUCCAGGGUUGCCAUAGAGAUGAAAAGCAGGGUGCCAUCUGUCACCAAAGAACUCACUUCUCCCAACGAACUGACAGGUAGCAAGAGAGAGAGUGUGUGUGUGUGUUUGUGUGAGUGUGAGAAACAAUGAAAGCGAAAGAACGAGAGCGGGUGAGCGAGUGAGACAUGAUGAGGGAGAAAGGGAGUGAGCGAGAGAGAGAGAGAGACAGUGAGAGACACAGAAUCAGAUUUGAGAGUUCAGCCUUGAAAGGAACCUUUCCAUUAGAGAGAGAGAUGCAGAGCAGUAAAUUAUGUUGAGGACUUGCAGAGAACAGAAAGCGGGCAAAACAAAAAUAAAUCACUCGUCAGAGAGGGAAUAAGCAAGUGGGAGGGAGACACGGUGCAACAGAGGAGGAGAGGACGAGGGUUGAACUGUGAGGAAUUGAAGAAGUGGGAAAGACAAAAAAGGUGCCACUGCAAGCGAGAUUCCGACAUUUUAGUUAGUGAGUGAGUGUGACACAGAGAGAGAGAGAAAGAGAGAGAGCACAUGCAUCUGUUGCAUGGGUUGCUAGGGUCUAGUUUUAAAUAUCGACACUUGUUCUGUAUCAGCGUUAAGCGCCUCAAGGGAACGGUUCCAAACGCCAUCAAAGAGAGCUUUAAAAAAUCGAGUCUCUCAUCCCCUUGACAACAGCAUCAUGCAUGUCUUUAAGCCUCCCUCAAAUGUUUAAAACGUCAUCCAUACCACCCACUUAUUAAUAUCCGAGCGAUCCUCAAUACUGCGAGAGCAGGUGUUUUGGAUUCCUGUUUAAAGCGAGCGAGCAUGUUUUAUUUUACGACCACAUAAUUAAUUCUACCAUGUAAACAUCCCCCAACAAACACAAAACACCCACCAUUCCGGCAGAAAUACACUUGAACGUUAAAUAAAAGGGGACUUCUUAAUGUGCCUCCCUUGGGUGGAAUCCCUUACCCCCACUCAUCACAAGCUGGUUCAGGGCAUACAUCGUCAGCACGGGUAACCCAAUGGGAAUCAAACCCCUCGCCAUCACAACUUUAAUGUCAUGCUCUACCAGUUGGGCAGGACGGACUCCAUUUCUUCUGUACAACUGCACGUUACGUGUUAUGAAGGACAGGAGUCAGAGGAGGAACCACACGUUUAAAGGAGGACCAGAGUUGUGCCACACCUGGUAUAAAGUGCUCCAGUUUUCCGGCGUAUCGGGGGCCACCGUUACUCUCUUUGUAGAACCAAGAUACGAGGCUUCGGUAAUAUAGUGCCACAUCGAGCAGCGAGAGUGACAUCGGAGAGGUGGGAGCAAGACAGGUGUGAGAGCGAGCAAGGUCGCCCAGUCCUGCAUCCCACCACGCCGUGAGGAGAGGGAUAUUUGGGUUCCUAGGGACACGUAAACUUUGGCUGCCCUUUGCAACUGCCUGUUUUCUUCUAGGUUCUGACACAUAGCUGGAGGCUUCAAAGUGAAGGGAAAGCAGAGUAGUGUAGGAAUGCUAUGUAAGCUGCAGGGCUCAGGGCUCAGAACGCAGAAUCCAUUAUCAGCUAAAAAGAUUUGAGACGCUAUUCCUAUUUUUUUUUAAGAAACGUUUCCGAGAUAUAACGUUAAAACUGAUUUUGGUUUCUUCGUUGGUCAUAUUGAGGUUUCCAUGAGGUGGUUACAGAGCUGACAGAUACUUUGUUUUAUUGUCUGGAUAUAUUUGAAGGCCAUGGUAAGGAACAGGCCAGAAGUGGGUUUAAAUAUAUAUACAUUUACAUUUACAUUACAAAUGUAAAUGUAAAAUAUAGAUAUGUAGAUAUGGCUUUGGGAAGAUAUAUAGACAAUGCCAAGCCUUGUCGCUUUCUAUUUGUUCAAUAUGCUAUUCUUAUAUCCAUUGAACUUUCUAGGACAAUAUUCCACCUGAAUCCUCAGUGAUACAUCUUCUAAUGUAAUCCCGUCCCUGUAGCCCGCCUAACGUAGACUUCAAGUCCACAGCUUUCAGAAGAAUUAUUCUUAUACAUUUAGAAUAACUUUGAAAAGGCAUUAUUUGGGUUACAUUUCAGCUCGGAGAGGACCAACUUAGGUAGGUGAAUGUAGCCAACUGAUUUGCUCACAUUAUGAAGAGAGGGUCCAGGCAUCCUUUCAAUUUAUCGCAAGGUUCAACGUUGAAUUCAGCAGGUACAUCAAAUUGAGACAAGAACAUACCUGAUCAAAUAUACAUAAUAAGAUACCAGUAUUCUGUGAUGCAAUUUACACAUACCAAAACCACUGCUGUAGUCUGCUAUAUUUCUAGGUGAGGAAAUCUAAACUGUAACAUACUGAUUAUUCGUAAAAAAUAAUAUGCAGUAUCAGUUUUUUGUGGUUAGACCUCUCCAGUGCUAAGCAUGGUCAAUCACUCUUCCCCAGUCACACAGGCCCACUCAGAGGACCUGGGCCGGGUCAGCAGCCCCGGGAUAGCUGGGCAGACCAUUUUACAUGAGGGGCUGAAAUAGCUGACUGGUAAUUCUUUAUCUGGGGAUGGGGUGGGGUGAGGUGGGGGGGCUGUGUCAUUCAAUUGGCCCACGUAAAUGAAGUUAGAUGAGAUGACAUUGAGGCUCACGCUUAUAACGAACAGCAGUAGCCAAAUAUGGAAUGGCGGCUUAGCCAGUAAGUGCUGGAGCAAUUUGAACUUUCAUCACCUCCACUGGAGUUUACGAGUGGGCUUGACACGGCACGCGUUGACAUUGCUAGCCUGCGCACGCCUGCAACAAAGAGCAUUCUUUUCACUCCUCACUCGAGCUCCAACUGACAUCUUUUGCAUUGCAUGAAAUUUGCAUUUUUAAAAUUGGUAAGGACACUGACUGUGUUUUGUAACCUAACCACACACUAGUGGGACAGCAAUAAAGGGCACAACGGUUAUAGAGACUGGGAAGACUGGGAAAAAUGUGUGUGUGCGUGUGUGCGUGCGUGCGUGGGUGUGUGUGUUCGGAGCAGAUCAGGACAUGCUAAUUAAUAAGUUAACCAUAAAUAACUCGACAGAAUGUGAGCAAAACCCCUCCAUUGCCAACCAACUUUGUUGGAGUGUGGAUGUUACUGCCAGAAGAACAAAGUUCAUCCGUUUCCCUGUUGGCCUAAUAACCUUGUGUAUCCUGUGCUCACAUAAGAUUGAAGUGUGUCAUCGCAACUUCGAAAAAAGCCAACCUUUUACAUGUAGUUGUACCUCGGUAGACUGAGAAAACAAAGAUAACACCCAACAAUUAAACGGCAGGGAGAGCACUGUUUGUGUAGCAACACAGGAGGUAGUGCAGCAGAUGUCACCCACACUAUACAUAAUGGCAAGUAGUAAUUUUGGCCUCAUGCACCAACCAUUGUUUUACUCAAGGUGCUGCUGUCCCAGCAGUUCUAUCAUAGGCGUGGGUCAUUCAAAUGUAUCACCCAAGUGGUAAUAAACAGCUUAUUUAUUUAAUGCUGACUUCUAAUGGUAAAAACAUGUGUGGGAGGACAUCUUUUCUGUUAUUCAUCCAAAAAGCCUGAAGCAAUGGUAGUAAAUCCUGCAUCCGCCUGCAACUCACCCCGACAUAAUACCUGCCUCCCUAUUAAUAACUAAUGAAAUUAUCAUUCAGAUGAACAUUUUGGACAUCUUGGACGUGGUACAAAAUACAAAUUGAAUAAACAGAGAGAGAGAGAAUUCCCUGAGAUGUCUGUUUGGCCGGCAGUUAUCACAAACAUAGUUGAGAAGCUGUUAAGCGGAGGAAUAGCACCAAACGCCAAUAAGGGACAUACUGUACAGGACAUUAUACAAAAGCAGCCUGCAUCUGCUCAGAAACAAGACUCCUUCCCCAUCUGGAGCAACGCGCCCCUAGUGCCCCCAACCACUGUUAACAAGGUGCCAGCAGCUUUUCCAGAAGCCGCGUCAGCCAUUUUGAAUGGGUGGGGGAAAAUCCUGUUUUUAUAUUGUUUUGAGCAAAGCUUGUUGUGUAGCGCACUAACAAUGGAGGUGGCGGGGGCGGCAACAGGGGCUUAUGAGUCCGCAGAGGUUGUGUGCGGGACUGCUCUGGCUGAGGCUGUAUCCACGGUGUGGCUUACACAGGAUGCUGCAAUGCAGAGAAAGACAUCAUUGAUCUGAUCAGAGAGCAGGCUGCAGUGAGUCACGGGGCCCGAGGAGGAGAGGGCCUGACACAUCACUAGAAAGGCCCCUCUGUUGUGGGAAAAAGAACCUAAACAACCAGCAGCCCUGCUGGCGUUAACAUAGCACAGCUUGUUAAAAAACGUUUUUCUGUUCCUGUUCUUUGAAGGUGCGUUCUACUACCCUGAUGUGUGGUGUAUAAUGGAGAGGGAACACUUGCCGUGUUUUUGUGUGUUUAUGGGAAUUGAAAAAGUGCUGCCCCUUGAUGAAAGUUUUCCUGGCAGUUUCCUCUUUUGUGUUCUUCUUUAAUAAAAUGGAGCCUG
Molecule: messenger RNA, 6591 nt
Organism: Gadus morhua (Atlantic cod)
Lineage: Eukaryota; Metazoa; Chordata; Actinopteri; Gadiformes; Gadidae
Product: leucine-rich repeat and fibronectin type III domain-containing protein 1-like protein
Exons: 9
Coding region: 222-2333 (703 amino acids)
Molecular function (GO): protein binding
Source: RefSeq, a predicted model, not a curated record